CGAGACAAUCACCCAUCAGAGCAUAGUCGCCAGCAAAGAAAACCCUUCCUGAAGUGGGUUUUCUUUGCCUGUGCUGAACUGUGGCUUGGAGCUUAGCCUGCAGAUAGCAGAAGGAAUUUUUGACAGUAAAAAGGGUUUCACAGAGUGACACUGGCGAGCUGGUCUUGGAAUUUUCGCACCUAAGCGAAAAUUUAGCAGGGUUGUUUCUUUCACAAUGGCGUAUAUUUCGUGCCUCUGUUGUCUAUUGGGAGCUUUGAUGCUAGCUGGAAUGGCUAACGGCCUGACUGGGUUACGUCUUAGAGGCGGAAAGCAUCGCUUUGAGGGUAGAGUGGAAGUUGAAUAUAAUGGUCAGUGGAGAGGCGUGUGUGACCAUGGCUGGGACCGGAAUGCGGCGAUGGUUGUAUGUCGAAUGCUUGGAUUUCCUGACGCUUUGCGCUAUUUUAGAGGGUUAGUAUCGCUAGUCUUCAAAAUCCAUUUUUUUCUAGUUAGAAUUAAUAACAUUGCAGUAAAGUUAUAUCGUAUCUUUUUAAAAAUAUUUUAUAUUGUUGCAUCUCAAGUCAUUCAAGUCGACGUUAAUUAUCACAAGACACGUAAAUACACUUUUGUGCAGUAAAAUAUUUACGUGUAGUUGAAUUUUAUUUAUAUAACCUAUGAUCCCCCAAGUGGAGAGCGUGCUCGGAUGCUGGGGAUUGACAAGCAAUUCAGAUUUUCUACCAAAGACAUUCAAUGUGCAUCAGGAGCCUAAAUUACACCCGGGACAUUAAACAAGUGUUAGAAGUUAUCAAUAAUCUUUCAAUCUGACACAAUUGUUCAUCUAUUUUGUAGAUUACUGGGAUAUUUUCUGUAAGAGGAGAUUUUCUAUACUCGGUUAUAAACGGGUAGCACGCGCAUGAGAGAUAGUUGGUCUCUGAAGCUUUUGAUCCAAUCUCGAAAUCUUGGAAUCAUUUGUGCGCGGAGAUGCGUGCCUGCCUCGCGCACUGUCAAUUUAGACCUUAUUCGUCAGCUUGAAUAGAAAUAAUACGAAAUAAGAACCAUCAAUGCGCCUUAGACCACAGAAAUCUUCAUUCGUGACAGAAAAUAUAGUAUUUCGUGAUUUCCAUUCCGACCUCACAGCAAUCAAGAUGUGGGGCAAAUAAUUAAUCGAAUUACAUUAAGAGACCAUAGUGGUCUUCUGAUGAAAUGUAUUUGGGAGACCCGAAGUAUACCCCUGCAUACGAUAUCUGCGCCAUGAGCCUAUAACCCACUAUUGUAUGGUAAUUUAAAAAGUUAUACGAAUUGCGGACCGGCUCGGUGUAGUCUCAUGUAACAAAAGAGUGUAUUCAACCGUUAAAUGCUAACGGUUCUGAGGAUGAGUUUAAGCCGAAAAACCAACGCAGCGAAUUCCUCUGCAAGAUACCCUGUAAUCAUCUAGGACUUCUAGGGGAAAAGUUCCGGGGGAGGUUGCCUCUCUCACUCUCUCUCUCUUCCCCUUUACUCCCCCCGCGGGGGAUGCUCCCUGGUAUGUGCUUCUGGGUUAUGGUUUUUGACCUCUCUUCCCUAAACAGGGUAUAUAAUUUUGAGCGAGUCUGUCCUAAUUAUAAACAGGAUGAAAUUUGUUUGCAAUCCAAGUACACAAAAGCAAUGACUAUAUCGGGAAUUUGCUCUAUCGCGAUUGCCUGUAAAUGGCUUUAGAACAAAACGGCGUGCAUUUCAUCCUUUGUCCUUAACAGGGUAUUAGAACUGAGGGUGUCGUCCUAACAGGGUCAGGGUUUCAGACCCUCAGCGGCUCACCUAUACCCAAAUAUUGGACAAGUGCCCCCCCCGGUUUUUUCUCCUCUCUGACUUCGCGUCCCACGUCCCGCGUCCCACUCCGAUAUAUGACACCUGGCACAGGCUAACCACUAACAUACAGCUGGCUUUCUUCAAAGGUCCGAACACUUUGGUAAAGGAACAAAGGACUUUUGGCUGGAUGACGUAAGAUGUUCCGGAUAUGAAACCUCCAUAGCGCAAUGUUCUCACAGAGAAUGGGGACACCACAACUGUCAAGACAUCAACCCUGCAGGGGUCAUGUGUAAACUCCAUAUCAACGACAUGAUAGUUAAGCCCAAGCAUUCCGAGGCUAGUGGUAAGGUAAUCUGCCAGCUUUUUUGCUUUUUUAUUACCAUAAAGCUUUAGAUUCGAGGACGAGAACGACUACGAGUACGAGAUUUUCUCAAUACUAAGCAGUGCUCGCGCGUGAACCAGCGAAAUUUUGGCGGGAAAACGUGAUAGCCGUCGUCAUUCUACUACGAGUUUCAGCGAGAAUGUCGUGUUAGCGGACAUAAGUUAUAAAGUGUAUUUUGUGGUUGGGAGAUAGCUUAACCUCCUUCAAUCAAGAUAACAGUGCAAUUUUUUUUUGGUGAAAAAGAUGUACAAUGAAGCUAUCCGGGAGACUAUUAUUUGAGAAUGCGCGAAAAAAAUUAAGUUAAAUCUCGUACUCGGAGUCGUUCUCGUCAUAGAAUCUAAAGGUCUCUAUUUUUAAGCUCUCUACUGUUACAGUGGAAUUCGGUUAAUACGGACACGAUGGGGACAUGCCUUAGUGUGCGUAUUAUCUAGGUGUUCCAUAUAAAGCGGGCACUCGGAAAAAAAGUCACGGACACUUUUUUAAUUAUCUUAAGACUAAAGCAGACAUUUUUACGAGACGUCGUUUAAUUUCUUAAAGUUAGCUAUAAAAAGUUCAUCCUAAAAAACUUCACGAUCACUUAUCAUAGUCUCUGACUAGAAUUAACCAUUCAAGUAUUCUUGUCUUGAAAAACAACAAAGGAAUCCGUGACUUUUAAUUUGUACUUGCGCUUUUGCGACUCAGCCAGUGGACUGAAUAUAAAACAAAGCCUUUGAAAGUUCAUCCGCUGUUCCUGUUAGUUGUUCACUGGUGUUUCACAGUUAUAGACAGAUGUAGCUAUAGACAGUGCUCAAGUAAACAAUGUCCGUAAAGAGGGGUUGACGAUGUAUGAGAGUUUGUAAUUAACUAGGGACACAGAAAAGUGUCCGAUGUCCUUAUCAACCCGUGUCCGUAUUAAGCGGGGCAAUUUGAUAGAAAAUAUAUGAGCCUUUCGUCGGGACAAACAAAACUUAUAUACGGAUGUCCGUAUUAGGCGGGUUUCCCUAGAGCAGGGUUCCAUUGUACUGUUCUUGCGCCGGUUUUCGUUACGGUUGCUAUUUUUUUUGUUGUCGUUGUUGCUGCUUUUGCUACAGGUUAACCAAGAGAAGAUGAUAAAAUUCAGUGACUGAAUAUCUGAAAGGAGUGACCAGGUCCCCGUCUUAGUAAAGCGUCCAUUUUAUUGAAAAUCACAGAAAAUGACUGAAGAACAGCAGACACCAACUCUAGGUGUCCGUCCGUUCCAGGGAGGUGUCCGCCGACACAGACAGUUCUACGUGUCCGUUUUAGGGGAGUGUCCUUCUAAAAAAGAGGUCCCGUGACAGCGUUGACUGUAACACACACUUUUUAAAAUCAAGAUCGGGGAAGUCUGUAAGAGGUGCUGUCCAAGUAUUUGUAUAAAGAAAGGUUAGCCUUGCUUCGACAGCUUGUCCGGAAAAGUAUAUUAUGCGGUAAGAGACAAAACUCUUAUCGCGCCUUAAUUGCUGUAAUCGGACUAAGCCUCUAAGUUAAAUACUCAAUACUUAAACUCGUGAAUGGCCUAGAAAAGUCUCACAUAUUGUAUUGUAGAGGAUUUUAGUCGACUAUAGGGCAACUUCCAGAAAGGCGCUUCCUUAAUAUGUAAGAUUCAUAAUAUAUAGAUUUGCAGUAAGCAUCUGUUCAAGUCAGGAAGGCCACUAAAGUCGUAAAUUGUAAAUAGUGUCAAUAUUUAGUGUCAAAACUACGAGACGUAUAAGAUUGACGUUUCUAUUGGAGAGCAAGUUUCAAAAUCAUAUCGUGGCAAAAUGCCUUCACAAGUAUCAGUGAAGGUCACAUAACGCAUCAAAAUUUGCUUCUAUAAUGGGUCACUUACUGUCCAAAGCUUUGAAGCACGAUACACCAAACAGUUAAACUCUUUUGGAACCUUCAACAUUCAUACGCUAUGGUCUGUGUUUUCUUUGCAGGUCUCAAAGGUGAAAAUAAGACUGCGAGGCCCUGUUGUGCGUGACUACAUCUCUGAGGGUGUGGUCCAGGUGGAACACGAGGGAAAGUGGGGGUACAUCUGUCCUUCUGGCUGGACAUCUGUCAACUCGUACGUGUUAUGCGGACAUCUUGGAUUCCCAAACGCUGAGGAGCAGGAGUCGUAUUCAGUGACGAUACAGGAGAUGAAGCCCGUUUAUUGGCUGGACCAAGUCACGUGUAAGGGGUGGGAAUCGACAAUCAUGUCAUGUGACCAUGCGGGGUGGGGCCAUCAUCAUUGUGAGAGUGGUGGGGUGUUAAAGAUCAAGUGCACUCGAAGAAAUGAAGGGAAGGUUAGUGGCAUUAUUUACCACCAUCGAGCGCGGUGAUUAGCGAUCAACAUACAGUUUACUCCUAAAGGCCCAUUUACAAAAACUACUUUCAGUGUGAUUUUUGCUGCAAUUUAAGCAAAGAAUUUUUAGGCGCGACCUCACAUGUACCUCGCAUAUCAAGGCUGAGUCUAGGUACAGUGUAAAUAACAUUGAGAAGAAUUAUGGAAUUUCUCAUAGUAUUAUUCAUGAAAAUGAGCCUUACCGCAAAGACAAAUUUUGGAGAGCUAAAAGAAAACUCAAUUUUUUAAUAUGUGUGCCCGAUGUUUCAGUUUGAAACAUUGAUCAAGAAGAUAAACUGUAUGUAUUUCAAACCGAAAUAACGGGAAUAAAUUAGCUGUCCUUUCUCUCUUUACCGCAAGGAUCAGUUAGCUGCUAAUUAUUCGAUUUUGUCCUUUGUACUGAUCCACAAUUUGAGUUUUUUUUUGAGACUCAAGCACUGACUCAUUGGUUUAUAAUUAUUUUUGGCUCAUCUAUUUUAAGUUUUUUUUAUGAUUCAUCAUCUCAAUGUUAUUCUCGUUUUAUAUCUUUUCCAUUAUUUCUGUAAUAUAACGGAUUUUCAUACAGAACCUAUGUGAAAAUAUGGCUGAUUCACUUAUGCACAUUCCCUACCUUCUAAAUUGGACUUCCGGGAUUGGAUGAACUGUUCAUUUACACUUACAGGAGCCCAUAACCUGGAGUGUGCAACUUCCAUACUUGGCUUAUGCUACGGCGUUUUCACAGACAAGUUUAUUUUUAGCACUAUUAUGCAACACUUUUUCCCGCGAAAAUUGAAACACUGUCUCGUAUGAUUGCGCAUCCUAGGACGAUAAUAACAAAAAGAAAAUUUUAAAUGUUUUCAAAACAUGAGAAAAACAACCUCUAUGUCUCCGGUUUUGCUGAUGGAUUUGUAGUGCUUAUGAGAUAGUUCAAAAUUCGCGGAAAACUCGAUGUAACAAUUAAUGAACUGGUCUGUGAAAACGCCGUUGCACCGGCAAAAGGGAGUUGCUCGUUCCGGGGGAACUCCCUUAUAAAAGUGACAGGGAUCCUCGUAAGAAAAUCAAAAUUAAAGCUCUAAGGGAGACCAAUGUAGGUGUGGCUCAAGCUUAAACUAACCCCUAAAGGAGACCAUACCAAAACAGACGUUGCGGCUUUUUAUAAAUUUCUUUAUCUACAGCUCUAAGCGAUACUUAAAUGAGCAAAUAUAGAGACUUUUCGUCCCAAACACCGCACGUGAGACCAAAAUCUUCAAUUUACACUCCUAAGCGAGACGACAAGCAUCCCUGUCACUUUUAUAUGGUAGGCCCCCCCCCCUCCCCCCUUCCGAGGAGAGGCUCCUGCUUAUGUCAUGUGACUUCACUCAUUUAGCCACUAGAGGUACGUCUUCGUGGUGGAGUCCAGGUCUCCGAAGGGCGUGUGGAAAUUAAACACGGUGAAGUCUGGGGCACUAUCUGUGAUGACCACUGGACUCUAAAUGAAGCAAAUGUCGUCUGCAGAUCACUAGGAUAUGGGUCAGCAGCAGAAACAGCAAGGAAUUCGUAUUACGGGAGAGGAGUUGGAAGGGUCAGUGAUCUAGUUUUAGGUUAUGCGUAUCGCUUCGUACCAUUAAUCCGUUACAUAAGCAAACAUGUUAUUAACCAAUAUUUUCCAGUGGCCGGAGAGAUAACGUUUAGAUAACGAGGAGAUACGGAAUUUUUGUCCCUUUUCACCGUGAUUGAUUUUCCAGGAGCGUUUUCGUGCUUACACGCGAAAGUGCACCUGGCAUUACAAUGGUGUUUAUAUAGUUAAAACGCACUUUAUUAAUUUGAGUGUGAAUAUACUUCUAACACGAUAAUUAAGGACACUGUUUUACCUUUCCUACUGGAGACGAAACUCCCUUAAAUUUACGUGUUCAACCGAGCAGGGCGAACAACUUAACCGUUGUCUAUUUUAAUAAUACAAAAAUAUGGUUUUCCCUUCGUCAAUGUUAGGAAAUAACAGCAAUUACGCGCACGGUACAAACAUUUAUGUUUUGUUCAACAUUAGGCCAAGGGUGGGCGAAAAAGGAAAAAUGAGGUAAAAAAGUAUCAGCCUUCCCAUCACUUUGACGAUAAUUGCAGUUCUACCGUGGUGGAACGAAUAACUGCGAUUUUAAAAACCUUGGUAGUUAUUAAGUGCUGAAAAUCUGAUAUAUUCUUAUUCCAGCGUCUUUCAUGGUAUCACUUGAACAGUACGAAAUCUAAAUUUUAGUCAGUCUUAUUACAAUUCCUAGUGUUUGUAUUUCAACUCACAAAAAGGCUCGACCUGAUCAGUAUUAGGCUAUCUAUGUUCAUUCUACACCGGAUAGCUUUUGCGCCUGCGCGGCGAAAACUAUACCGGAUAGGAUUUCUAGAUCUGUUGUAACGUAAGAAAGUUGCCUCGUACCCAGACGUCUCUCUUUAAAACGUGCGCGCAAAGGAAGGCGGGAAGGAGACAACCCUUCCCAUGGUCCCUUGCGGCUCAUCACAAGUCACUCGUUUCGCCCUCGCCUCUGCCAUGCGAAAAACGAAGCGCCUGAGGUAGCCUGCGUGGCAGGCGCAAAAAGGGGAGGGGGAGGGGGGAGGGAGAAAGGGAAAAGGGAAGGGAAGGCCUGCUCUAAGAGCCUAUGUUUUUGCAUAACGCCUACCAAUUUUCUAGUAAUCCGAUUACGCUUACUGUCAAUCAAGUGUCGCUACACUCGCCAUUGCAGAAAAACAUUACAUUCACGGACUAAAGAAAUUCGCUUAGUUAUUCAGAUCCAGAAGGCACUUUGGAGAAAAACCCUUAUUCAGCCGUAAUAAAAAAAGCUUUACGCUUCAAAAGAGGUCAAAGAAAUUGCGCUUGCAUCAGAGGGCAAAUCCUGCCGACCAGAAAACAAUAACUAGAGUCAAUCGAUAUGUAUGCCAUGACCUCUCAGUGUGAAACAUGCGGCUAAAAUAACAUUUGCUCAGUUUGAAUGCAGAACCUUCCAGAGCAUAAUCUACCCAGCAGAUAAAAACAACUUUAUAGGAAUAAGCAGCUUUUUGGCAUGAGGUAAAACCACCCUCUUUUAUUGCUAAGUUACAUCGGCGAAUGUAUCGUUCGAUAAAUUGACUAAAUCUUUCGCUGGGUAGCCCAACAAUUCCAUCUCCUGCAACUGGUCUUCGAUAAUACUUUUCAGUGGCGAAAUGACGAGAAUCGCCGCAUUACCAUUUAGCUCGUAGAUCUUCGCGCGUACAAACAUUUGGUAAAUUAAACUCUUGCCACAUCCGGUCCGCAAAACCUCCAGAACAUCUCUGUCGGCUAAAAGAGCCCUUAUUGCUGAUUCUUGCUCUGGUUUUAAAACAGUUUCUCUACCACUAGAUAAAUUCACAUCUCUCAAAGCACUCUCUACGACAUCCACGUCUACCGCUGCCAUCUCGACUGUUUGUUGAUUUGUGAAACGCGCAUUUCAAUUUGUUACUCAAUACGGCUCAGCCAAUCAGGAAUUUGCGGACGCCAGCGUCCGCAGAUAUGAACAAAAGGGGGUUCUUAGAGCAGGCGUCCCCUCCCCCUCUCCCCAAUCCCCUCCCCUUUUUCCCUUCCUCCCUAUCCCCUACCCCCUACCCCUUUCGACGCCUGCUACGCAGGCUACGCCUGGGGAGGAGGCUGGUAAGAAAGGUGAUUUCGCGCGCGAUUUAUGUAACGGCGCGAAGCUGCGCAGGGCUGAUCUCUAAAAGGGAGGAGCGGGGGGAGGGUCGCAUAUCGGAUAGUUGUUCAUACUAUACCGGACAGCUUUUGGUGUCCGCACGAAACUUAGCUAUCCGGUAGAUUUGCGCAUGACCGUGUACCUCUCAAUCUUGUUCCCCAAACUGAAUGACUUUUCUUCAUUGUUCUGCUAGAAGCUAGGGCUUCUUGUGAGGUCCGUGCUGGGUUUCUUUAAGACUGAUUCCUAAGUGACACUUUCUCGAGUGCAAAAUGAGGAAUGCUGUCAGUACUCUAGUCAGUCCUGGAAGGUAGUUCUAAAACAAUUGUUUUAAAAAUAAAGAAAAUGCAGACCUUUCUGAGAUUUUGAAGAAUGCUCCUUCAUAUGCGUAUCGUUCAGUGGUAAAAGAAAAUAGAGAAAACAACCAACUUUUCGAUGUUUUACUGAUCAUUACUGUUUUAAAUUAAUUACUGUUUCGACUUUAGGUCAUGAUGGAUAACGUUUACUGCCGAGGAACGGAGAAAAGCAUUGAUCAGUGUCGUCAUCGUGGCUGGCACAGAUCGAACUGCGAUCACUAUGAAGAUGGUGGAGUCAAAUGUCACGUGCCACAGCUGCAAGGACAUAAGGUACGCAUACUCCAACCUAAAGUAGUACGUACAGGUUGUCUGAUAUAUGAUUUAAUUUUGAACCCAAUUUACCAAUCCAGCAUUGAUUUUAGCCGUGAGGUAAUUUUUUGAAACGUCAAGCAUCGUAGGAAUUCACCUUUAACUGCUCAGACGCGCAACAAAAUGAAAUGAGUCCUGCCGUUUUAUACAUUGAGUGGGCUGCGUGCUUAGCCCAGUUUCGCUGGGCUUUGAUAAAGGCUUGUAAAGAAUGCUGGUGCUUUUAUUAAUGUCCACAUCGACAUUAAGUAAACUAAUAUCGGUUGUGUUUUUUUUUCUCUGUUUCUCCCUUUCUCAACGGACCCUGAUGACUGCUUUUCGAUGUGUUAUAUUGCCCCAUCCCGAUUUAUAUCGGCCAAGUUUUCACUGCCUCUAAUAGGCUUGUCCCGUAAAAUGCUGGAAAGAUGUUUAAAAAAAUGCCAAAAAUCCAAAAAGUUGCUACCUUCAUUUCAAAAUUUGCUACAUAAAUUUCUUGAUAUUUUAAAUUUAAACGUUUUUCCGACUCCUCCAACAAAUUUUCUAAAGAAAGCGAAACGCCCCGGGGACAAGAGUUUGCGAUUUAAAGCGCUUCUACUUCAAUCGUCAUUAGAAGAUUUCAGUGCAUUUUAUAAUUUUCAACAGAUAAGGCUCCGUGGCGGUGGGUACCCUCGAGAGGGGCGGGUUGAAGUGUUUCAUGAUAAUGGAUGGGGAACAGUUUGCGCUGAUGGAUGGGGGAUAGAGGAAGCCAUGACAGUCUGCAGACAGUUGAACCUUGGAUUCGCAGGCCGAGCUGUUACCAACGAUAAGUUUGGUGAUACCGAUCUGAAAGUUAUUAUGUCUGGAGUUAAAUGUCGCGUUGACGAGAUCUCGCUUUAUUACUGUCAACAUGAUAACUGGGCUAACACCACCUGCAGCAGCGAGGACAAGGUUGCGGGAGUUGUUUGUGUUGAUGGUAUGUUACUACUGAAAGACCUAGAUCACGAGUUCAAAGGCGUGACAAUAGCUAACUACGAGAAAAUGACUGGACAACCGACAAUUUGAUUAACAAUAAACGACUGUUCAACUCUGAAAAUAGACCUAGCAUCUAUUUUUUCAUUGAUUUUGAUUGGUUCUGAUGUGUUAUUUAGUUAAAUUUCAUUGGCUAGUGGCAUUUGCUACUUGAUUUUCAUUGGCUCUUUAACUGUCCGAUUUGACCUGACAGAUUACAAGCUCCUGGUAAUCGGACAGGUCGAAUAGGACAGUUUUUGGAGUUGCAAUAGCACUAUUAAGCUAUAAAUAUGGGCUGUUAAGAACCAAUCAGAUUCAAGCAUUUUAUUAUUAGACCGAAUUGGACUCCACUCAUUCUUAUUACCAUUAUUUAUCAGGAACUCAACAGAUUUUAGUCAUUUCUUAUAAUAGUCAGUUAACAUUAUUAUUGUCAAUUAUUACUAUUACUAUUGUUAUUAUUAUUAUUAUCAUUACUAUUGUUAUUUUUGUUAUUAUUUUCAUUGUCAUUAUCACUAUCAUCAUCAUCAGCAUCAUCAUCGUCAUCAUCAUCAUUAUCAUUAUUUGUAUGAGGGACGUCUGCUUGCUUGUUAUCAGAUUAUACAGUAUGCUGUUGCAUGGCAGAUACACCUUUCCCUUUUUUUUCUUUUUGCAUUUUAGCUUUACCGGAUAUUGUCCCUGAUAUUGAUGUCCUUCGUCGUGAUAUGCGAUUGAGCAUUAUUCCUAUGCAGUACCUGAGGUGCCCACUGGAGGAAAAUUGUCUUUCGGAUUCUGCAGGUUAUGUCAUCAGGUAACCGAGACGUCACUUGUGAUUCAGUCAGUGCGUCAAUCAGUCAGUCAGUAAGUCAUUCAGUUAUACUAUCAGUGAGUCAUUCCAUCAGUGAGGCAAUGCGUUUUCCUAGAAGUCUAGCUUGCGUAGCUUAUUCUUGUGCCCGCGGUACUCUCUUGGCAGCCGAGCCGCCACGCGAAGCGAGGGGUGAAGCCGCGAGGGAAAAAUUCAAAUUGACUUGUACCCACACUUCUCGCGGCUCCACCGCCAAAACAGCACUCCCACGCUGAUCCCGCCAGCUACGCAGGCUACCUGAAGUCAUUUACUUAAUAUUGCCCUUCCCAAUUAAUCUUUCAUCCAGUUCUCCUCUUUCAUUUUAUAACUUUUUCUUGCUACUACAUUCACCAAGAUUCUGUUCAUUUACAGUGACUCAAUAUAUUAUAUGCGGCGACUUUUGAGGUUUAGUGUUCAGAUUGAAAAUCGAGGGUUAGCAGAUUUUCGUCCCGUGGUACCCAGAAGUGAAUGGAUUUGGCACAAGUGUCACAAGCACUAUCACUCCAUGGAGACGUUCUCCUCGUAUGAUGUAAUCAGUAAGUUUCAUUUUAAUGACGACCUCUCACUGGAAUUAGAAGUGGUGGCAUUUUUGACAUACGUCAGUUAUUUGUCAUAUGUUGCUAGUAGCCUGAUACCUGGAACUCGUAACUUCAGUGUACAAAGCUUUGGUCUCGGCGUUUUCACAGUCCACUAAUUGUUUUCUAACGUAGGGACAUUUUAGAGUUCGAGCAAAAUGUAAGCUCCUAUCCAAGAGUGCGCGCAGUCGUCGUAUGUCGUUCUGAAUAGUUUAUGCGACUCAAUCGAUAACCUUUAUCAAUCGCACUUUCAGAGCACCCCCAAGAACCUAACAUUAGUACGACUGGGGACGCAAUGAAGCUCAAUGAUGUUCUUCGGUAGAUUUGGGCCAACUAUUAACAGGAUAAGCCAUUCAGGAGUAUUCAGAGCCCUCCCUUGUCAUUGUCCCUGCAGGUUUAAACCAGGGGGAGAAAAUAGCAAAGGGCCACAAAGCCAGCUUUUGUUUAGAAGACAGUAGGUGCACGGCAGGAUAUGACAGGAGAUUUAACUGUUCCGUACGGGGAGGCCAGGGAAUAUCCCCCGGAUGUUACGAUCUCUACAGCUGGAGGACCGACUGUCAAUGGGUGGAUGUUACAGAUUUUCCACACGGUACAUAUUUCCUCCGAGUGCAUCUGAAUCCAGGGAACCAAGUUGCGGAGUCAGACUUUAGGAAUAACGUCGCCAAGUGUUCUGUGUAUGAUUACGGCAACUUCGUCAUUACCCGGAAGUGCUGGAUUGGUAGGAUUGAAUUAAAAACUAUGUUAAUUACAUUUAAAGCAAUUUAUGGGCUAGCUCUAAGUUAUAUUUGUGAACUUACUAAUUUCAAGGAAAGUGGAAGGUACAACGUAACAUGAGGUUAAACAAAGGACUCCUCCAACCAGCUCUAAGUAUUAUUAGGUGACCGGACCUUGUGGCUGAGGAACCAAAUCUCUGGAACAGCUUGCCCGUGAAUAUUCGUAAUGAGGAAAAUUUUAUGAAGACCAAGAAUUAAGGUCGCGUUCCUUGUUUUGGAAAUCCAAAAACUGGUUUUUAAACUCCGAGUGGAUUUGUAGCUUUUGCGUAUGUGCAUCCUCGAGGGCACGGAUGCCAAAAUAUCCUGGCGGCUUUCUACGAAAAUAUGAUCGAUGCCCACCGCGUUCUAGUAGGUUCGCGUGUGAGAGAUCAGAGAGAGGGUGGGGCGGGGGGAAGUUUAAAAAAAGCCUGGUAACGAAAUUGGCCCCUCUUCUUGAAUUUUUAUGACGUCAUACGUUGUUGGAAGAGUUUUACCUAAGGGGAAGGGGGCUGGGUUCCCAACAUAGUCUUUUACGGGUAGACUCAGCCCCGAGGUCCAGUCCCUUACCAUUUCGGUGUAUACCAUUUUUGACAGAAAAAGCACCCCUUUCGUAUAAAGAUGACAUACCCGUUUAGCGUUUAUAGCUACUUAAUAAGAAUAAAUCGCUGAAAAGGGAAGUCUUCCUGAAGUCACUACAGGGAAAUAUCAGAUGGAUGCCUUGAUGCAUUGACCGAGCGAAAAACCAACAACUGGUCAGCGGAUAACGUUAAAAAAUACAUCGCUACAAUGAGUUGAACACUUGGGGCCGCGAUACAGUCAAAUGACACUGGUCAGCGGGCGUCCUUUUUUUACAGCUGUCAUUUGACCAUGACAUGGAUAUCUAUAAAGAUGUCCACCAUAUAUCAAGUUAAAAACAGAUUGUAUAUGCCUUGGACACACGUAGCUAGUAAUGGCCGGUCAUUAAUAAUUACAAGAAAACAGCCAAUCAGAGCGCGCAUAGUAUUGAAGCCAUAUGAUAAAUAGCCACAAAGGCUCUUUUAAAUAAUUAAAUGAUAGAUUUUCUACUCUUCUAUAUACUUCAACUCCUGAAUUCCCUACCCAUUAAGUUAACUUCGGCCUGAAAAAGGCUACUCUUUUGGGCUGAGCCUCCCCGUACAUAGGGGAUGCCCCCCGGUUUUACCGUUGCAGGUAUUUACCAAUUAUUCUGUCUUAAGGCACGUCUUUUGUUUCUUCCUUGGUUAGAGGAAUGUGACAGUGGAAUAGACACACACGGUGGGAAUUCUGGAGGGAAUUGCUGUGUGUUUCCAUUUCUGUAUAAAGACAAACUUUAUCACGACUGCACCAUGGACGGUUACAGCAAAAAAUGGUGUUCUACGUCGUAUAGUUUUGUUGAUGAUGGAAAAUGGGGACUGUGCUACACCUAG
Porites evermanni is the source of this 13282-nucleotide messenger RNA. The record is from the annotation of a GenBank genome assembly. Lineage: Eukaryota; Metazoa; Cnidaria; Anthozoa; Scleractinia; Poritidae.